AGGGUCGCCUGGGCUGUGGUUGGGGGGGAGGCGGCCAGGGGGACACUGGCCUGACCCUACCCUGGACCCAGAGCCCCCUGCUGCUCUGAGCUGGGCUUUGGGCGCUGCCUGGGGCUUUGGGGGUUCGACCCCCCCCAGCAUUUUCUAUAAGUUUGGCCAAACAAACUUUUUGUGUCCACUGCUCCAGUGGAGGUGGCCUGGGGGCGCUGUGGGGCGAGCUAAUCCCCCCCUCCCCUUUCCAAAGCUGUUUUGAUGUUCUCCAUCCAGGAGGGUCUCCCCAGAGGAGGGCUGACCAUGAAAGAAGAACCCUUGAGCGGCGGACUGACAGCAGUGAGGUCCUGGAUGCAAAGCACGGGGAUCCUGGAUGCCAACACGGCAGCCCAGAGCGGGGUGGGCCUGGCCCGCGCCCAUUUCGAGAAGCAGCCGCCCUCCAACCUGCGGAAAUCCAACUUCUUCCACUUUGUGCUGGCCAUGUACGACCGGCAGGGGCAGCCCGUGGAGAUCGAGCGCACCUCCUUCAUCGACUUCGUGGAGAAGGACAGGUUUCUAGGCGACUGUCCGGGGAGUUCAGCAGCUGAGACCGAUUGCAGCCAGCAGCACGAUGGGAGGAGCAGGACCCAGCCGUCCUGCUGGAUGCAGGACCGUAGCGUGAACGAGGGUGACGGACGCAGGCUCUGGGCUGGCGGCAAAUGUCCCCCCCCACCCGCAGGGCUGCGGACGGAGCAGGAUCUCUACGUGCGGCUCAUCGACUCCAUGUCCAAGCAGGCCAUCAUCUACGAGGGGCAGGACAAGAACCCCGAGAUGUGCCGGGUGCUGCUGACCCAUGAAAUCAUGUGCAGCCGCUGCUGUGACAAGAAGAGCUGCGGGAACCGCAACGAGACUCCCUCUGACCCCGUCAUCAUCGACAGGUUUUUCCUCAAGUUCUUCCUCAAGUGCAACCAGAACUGCCUGAAGAAUGCGGGGAACCCCCGGGACAUGCGCCGCUUCCAGGUGGUGGUGGGUCAGACGACGGGUGAACGUUCGACGGGGCACGUCCCUCUGGCAGUGUCCCAGAUAACAUGUUCGUCCACACAACCGACAAGCUACGGCUGCGCCCAGGCGCGACCAGCCACCCCCUGCAUCAAGGCCAUCAGCCCCAGCGAAGGGUGGACGACGGGCGGCGCCACCGUCAUCGUCAUUGGCGACAACUUCUUUGACGGGCUGCAGGUCGUCUUCGGCACCAUGCUGGUGUGGAGCGAGCUGAUCACCCCUCACGCCAUCCGGGUGCAGACGCCGCCCCGCCACAUCCCCGGCGUGGUGGAGGUGACGCUCUCCUACAAGUCGAAGCAGUUCUGCAAGGGCGCGCCCGGCCGCUUCGUCUACACAGCACUGAACGAGCCGACCAUUGACUACGGGUUCCAGCGGCUGCAGAAGGUGAUCCCCCGGCACCCCGGAGACCCCGAGCGCUUACCCAAGGAAGUCCUGCUGAAGAGGGCGGCAGACCUGGUGGAGGCCCUGUACGGGAUGCCGCACAAUAACCAGGCGUCAUCACUAAGCGACGGCAGAGAUCGCCCGAGGCCUGGAGCACACUCCCAUAAUGCACCUGGCCGGGGGGGUUCCUUCCUCCCCUGUGACCAGGUAGCGGGGUCGGUGGGAGCAUGCCCCCUCCAGCCAUCCCGCCAACGCUGCCCCUUGUCGCCCGCAGGCUAUGCCCGCAACACGAGCAGCGUCUCGCCGCGAGGGUAUGUGCCCAGCUCCACCCCGCAGCAGAGCGGCUACACCACCAUCACGUCCAGCAUGAAUGGCUACGGGGGGGCAGCCAUGACCGGCCUCGGGGUGCCUGGCUCCCCUAGCUUCCUCAACGGCUCCACCGCCAACUCCCCCUACACCAUCAUGCCCUCCAGCCCCCCGCUGGGCGCCUCCUCCAUCACUCUCCCAUCUGGCGCCAGCUCCUCCACCCCCGCCGGCGUCUUCUCCUUCUCCCCGGUCAACAUGAUCUCCGCUGUCAAGCAGAAGAGCGCCUUCGCCCCCGUGGUGCGGCCGCCCACCUCCCCUACCCCCACCUGCACCAGCACCAACGGGAACAGUCUGCAGGCUCUGUCGGGUCUCAUUGUGCCACCCAUGUGACUCGGGACUGGACCAGGACCCAGGAGGAAGCAGACCACACACGGGGACCGAACCUCACCAUUGACUCUGGGACCCCCAGGGGCUGCGGGGGGGCUCGUGCCCACAGCUCCCCCGCUCCAAAGGACACUGCUGCGGUGGCGGCUCAGUGGGAAGGCAGGCUGCGGCCGGAGGGGAACCCGUGCCCUCUAGCCAGGGGCAGUUCUCCUGCCAAGCUCCCCCCAGGACCUGGCUGCACAGACCGCAGGCUGGGUCCCUCCACGGAGUCAUGCAAAGGGGUGGGGUCUGGAUGGGGGCAGGGGGUCUCUGACUGCACCUUGCCGUCCUUCCUGCUGGGGGCUC
Chelonoidis abingdonii (Abingdon island giant tortoise) is the source of this 2445-nucleotide messenger RNA. The record is from RefSeq and is a predicted model, not a curated record. NCBI's taxonomy places the organism in Eukaryota, Metazoa, Chordata, Testudines, Testudinidae.